GUCCCGUGACAUGCCGAUGCAGAGGGGGGUGUGGUGUUACCACGCAGAGGUUUUAUAGACAGGAGCUGCACACACAACGUCUAUCACAGUUCAGCAUCAGCACACACAGAUUGUACACCUGAAGAACAAGAGGAUGGAGGCAGCAUACAAGCAAGUGAAUGGAAACUACGGGCAGGAGGGAGAGACAGAGGACCCGGGCACAGGCACGAGGCGAAGAAGGGGCUCCAUGUACCUGGAGGAGGAGACCAACAAGUCCGAAGUCAUCUCCUGCAUCUUCUCCCUGAAAGAGGAGGUCGGAGCUUUGGCCAGAGGCCUGCGGCUCUUCGAGGAGAAGGGCAUCAACCUGACGCACAUCGAGUCUCGUCCGUCGCGGAUGAACAAAGAGCAGUACGAGUUCUUCAUCAGCGUGGACACCACCUGCUCCCAGGCCCUGGAUGAGGUCAUCGAAAGCCUGCGGACGCAAAUCAGCGGACACGUGCAACAGCUGUCACGCAAUAAAGAGAAGGACACAGUGCCAUGGUUCCCUAAUGACAUCCAGGACUUGGAUCGUUUUGCCAACCAGAUCCUCAGUUAUGGCUCUGAGCUGGAUUCUGAUCACCCGGGUUUCACAGAUCCAGUGUACAGAACCCGCAGGAAGGAGUUCGCUGACAUCGCCUACAACUACAGACAUGGCCAAAUCGUCCCUCGAGUGGAGUACACGGAGGACGAGAAGGCCACAUGGGGGACCGUGUUCAAGGAGCUGAAGACCCUGUACCCGACUCACGCCUGCCGCGAACACAACCGGGUGUUCCCCCUGCUGGAGAAGUACUGCGGCUACAGGCAGGACAACAUCCCGCAGCUGGAGGACGUGUCCCGCUUCCUGCAGUCGUGCACGGGCUUCCGGCUGCGCCCGGUGGCCGGCCUGCUCUCCUCCAGGGACUUCCUGGCUGGACUCGCCUUCCGUGUCUUUCAUUCCACGCAGUACAUUCGCCACAGCUCAAAGCCCACGUACACGCCUGAGCCGGACAUCUGCCACGAGCUCCUGGGACACGUUCCUCUGUUUGCUGACUCCAGUUUUGCCCAAUUCUCACAGGAAAUCGGUCUCGCCUCCCUCGGUGCCCCCGAUGAGUUCAUUGAGAAGCUUGCUACUGUGUACUGGUUCACUGUGGAGUUUGGUCUGUGUAAGCAGGGCUCGGAGAUCAAAGCUUACGGCGCUGGACUGCUUUCAUCGUUUGGAGAGCUGCAGUACUGCUUGACAGACGAGCCCAAAAUCCUGCCCUUUGACCCCGCCAAGACCAGCCUCCAGAAAUAUCCAAUCACAGAGUACCAGCCUGUUUACUUUGUUGCCGACAGCUUUGAGGACGCCAAAGAGAAAGUGAGGAAGUUUGCAGCCACCAUCCCCCGGCCUUUCACUGUGCGGUACAAUCCCUACACCCAGAGUAUUGAAGUGCUGGACAACACCCAGCAGCUCAGGAACCUGGCCGACAGCAUCAGCAGUGAAAUGGGGAAACUGUGUGAAGCCCUGCGGAAACUGGAAUAACUGCACGAGCGCUCUGAGCCGAAGCUCCCCGAGGAUCCUCGUGCGUUGCUUCGGGUUCUGCUUUGCACGCCUGCAAGUUACUUCUAUUAAAACAAAUAUGCAAGUCAAAUAAUGGCGAUAUUCAUGUAAUCCAAUUAGUAUUUUAGCUAUGAAGUGUAGCUUCUUUCUUAUGUAGGAUGAUAAUGAAUGUGCAGCUCAACAUGUUACUGUCAGUAUCACUACACCUUUACUGUAAAGACUUGUUUUUCAAAAGAGUUUUGUCAAUGAUUAUUCCUUUAGUGGAUUUCAUUCCUAAUAUUAUGUAAAAACAGCAUCAUUUUUCUACGCAUUUCAAAGCGAGCAUAUUGGCAGAUAUGUUGUCUUUAGCUUCAUCUUCGCUCGGCUAAAUUCAAUGUUUUUCUAAAUGCAUGAAACGUUGUAAUGAAACAAAUAAAUAUUUCUCUUCUG
Molecule: messenger RNA, 1966 nt
Organism: Cottoperca gobio
Lineage: Eukaryota; Metazoa; Chordata; Actinopteri; Perciformes; Bovichtidae
Gene: pah
Product: phenylalanine hydroxylase
Exons: 13
Coding region: 134-1519 (461 amino acids)
Biological process (GO): L-phenylalanine catabolic process; L-tyrosine biosynthetic process
Molecular function (GO): iron ion binding; phenylalanine 4-monooxygenase activity
Source: RefSeq, a predicted model, not a curated record